Molecule: messenger RNA, 950 nt
Organism: Pocillopora damicornis (cauliflower coral)
Lineage: Eukaryota; Metazoa; Cnidaria; Anthozoa; Scleractinia; Pocilloporidae
Biological process (GO): translation
Cellular component (GO): mitochondrial large ribosomal subunit
Molecular function (GO): structural constituent of ribosome
Source: RefSeq, a predicted model, not a curated record
UACAACUUGGUUCCAAGCUAAAGUUGAUAUCGAGGUUAGCAAAGCAUCAAAAAUCGCUAUAAAAGCCAUUGAACGACAGGGUGGAAAAAUUACAUGUGCUUAUUACAACAAACUGGGCCUUCGUUUGUUACUUAAACCAGAAAAGUUUGAAGGGAAGAGGAUUCCAAGAAGAGCUCGUCCUAAUACAAAGUUAAUGGAAUAUUACACAAGUGUUGAGAACAGAGGAUACCUGGUGGAUCCUGAUGAACUUGAAAAGGCCAGGCAACUUACUUACAAACUUGAAAAUGAAGUGGAUUAAUGCAGAAUGGACUUACUUGUAGUGGGGCCUUAAUAGGGUCAGUAAAUGACGUUUUACAUCAUCAAAUAAUAUGUGAACACUAGUUACAUGUAAAUAAUAAAUAACGUUCUCUUCCACAUAUCCCAUAUGGCCUGUAGGAGCUUUACGGCAAAAUUUGAUAUUGACUUCCCUUCUCUCUCACUGUGUGGAAUUUUCAAAUACAGAUCCAGGGAGACAUGAACAUUAGCGUGAUAAGUACUUUUUGAUCGAGGGUCGUGAACCAAUACCAUAGUAAACAAAAUUUUUAAUCAGACCAAAAGCAAAUAUCAGAAGCUACCAAUGGGACUUCAAAGUUAUUCCCGUAACUAGCCGCAAGUAUGCAGGAAAACACAAGUGACUUAGUUUUAGUUUAUAUCUGAUUGGUUGAGAUUGUGGCACAAGUACUCUAGACUAAUCUUGAAGAAAAGUGGGGAAAAACCAAGGUACUCCUGUCAAUUACUUCGGACACACUCUUGAAAAUUGCAUUAAAAUAUGAUGAAAGAACAUAACAUAGGCAAAAUAAACCUGUCAUCGACCCUCCCCCGACCCGUCUCAAAUCUUCUAGCGGGCGGAGAAGCGCGCAUUCUGCCGCGCUCUGAAUAACAAAGGCUAGCAAUCAACUAAAAAUUAUUCU